Messenger RNA from Neodiprion fabricii, 6764 nucleotides. Its product is annotated as mucin-5AC-like. The transcript has 4 exons. NCBI's taxonomy places the organism in Eukaryota, Metazoa, Arthropoda, Insecta, Hymenoptera, Diprionidae. Gene Ontology annotation, molecular function: chitin binding. The record is from RefSeq and is a predicted model, not a curated record. The coding region runs from base 248 to 5953 and encodes 1901 amino acids. Gene Ontology annotation, cellular component: extracellular region.
UGAGUUACUCCGAGGCUGUACUCGCCACCAUCAGAAACUAAACCAUCAAUACAACGGAGAGACGGUCUGUAACUACAAUCGUAAGUCACGACCGUUCGUCGAUUCGCAAAGCAAGCAAGCAGCGACACGGGUCAGGAUUAAAAGCAAGAAAAAAAAUCAUCGAUUAUUGUUAUGGUGUCAUGUGCGAGAUAGAAUUUACCGCAGAUCGUCAAAGAGUUUGGUGAAGAUUAAGUUUACAGUUUGAACGAUGUGGAGACGCUUAUGGACGCUGGGCGUCCUCGUGAUAUUGGCAUGCUUGUCGUCGGCAGACAGAGUGUCAUCCCGGAGCAGAGAUUACGAUUACGAACUGCGACAAAGUAGUCAACCCUUCAGAUGUACGUCGGAAGGGUAUCACACGGAUCCACAAGACUGCAAGGUUUAUUACAGAUGCGUCGAUUGGGGAAACGGCAGUCCUCUGACGGCCUUCCGGUUCGAGUGUGGUCCCGGAACGGUGUUCUCCAAGGAUCAGGGUGAUAUUUGCACACACCCGUCUGACAGUGGCCGACCCGAGUGCGACGAUUCCGCGAAUGAAGUCGAUUCCUAUCCGCAAGGCAACCAAGACGUUCCGAAAAAUCCUGAAUACCCUCAAACGACGUCCAGGCCGACACCGACUUCUACAACGGGAACAACGCAGGCCGCAUCGGUUUCAUCGACGCAAGCAACGAUACCGGGAAGCAGCGAUAGUGGUCAGAAUAGUAAUGUACAAUGUACUCAGGAAGGCUUCCUUGCGGAUCCCAAAGAUUGUCGAAAGUUUUAUAGGUGCGUCGACGGAGGCGCAGGCUCGUUUAUAAAAUAUGAAUUCACGUGUGGCAGCGGGACGGUUUGGGAUCCUGAAAUUGAGGCAUGUAAUCAUGCGUGGGCUGUUUCGAGGAGUGAUUGUAGCGAAAAUGGUCAAGGAGGUAACGGUGAUAAUGGUAAUCCUGGAAAUAAUGAGAGUGGGCAGUGGAAUGGAGAUACUGGAGGCAAUGAUGGACAAUGGAAUGGAGAUACUGGGAACAAUGGUGGACAAUGGAAUGGGGAUACUGGGGACAAUGGUGGACAAUGGAAUGGAGACGUUGGUGAUUCAGGACAACCUGGUAACCCUGAUGGACAACCUGGUCAGCCUGGACAGCCUAGAGAUCCUAACGGGCAGCCCGGAAGUCCGGGUACUCCAGGCACACCGGGCACACCUGGAACGUCGGGAACACCGGGAACGCCGGGCUCACCUGGAACACCGGGAACACCGGGAACGCCGGGCUCACCUGGAACACCGGGAACGCCGGGCUCACCUGGAACGCCGGGAACACCAGGAACGCCGGGCUCACCUGGAACGCCGGGAACACCGGGAACGCCCGGCUCACCUGGAACGCCGGGCUCACCUGGAACACCGGGAACACCGGGAACGCCGGGCUCACCUGGAACACCGGGAACGCCGGGCUCACCUGGAACGCCGGGAACACCAGGAACGCCCGGCUCACCUGGAACGCCGGGCUCACCUGGAACACCGGGAACACCGGGAACGCCGGGCUCACCUGGAACACCGGGAACGCCGGGCUCACCUGGAACGCCGGGAACACCAGGAACGCCGGGCUCACCUGGAACGCCGGGAACACCGGGAACGCCGGGAACGCCGGGCUCACCUGGAACGCCGGGAACACCGGGAACGCCGGGCACACCUGGAACACCAGGAACAGCGGGAAUGCCGGGCACAUCUGGAACACCGGGUUCACCUGGAACGCCGGGCACACCUGAAACGCCGAGCACAUCCGGAAUGCCGGGGUCACCCGGAACGCCGGGAACGCCAGGCACAUCUGGAACACCGGGUUCACCUGGAACACCGGGCACACCUGGAACGCCGGGAAUGCCGAGCACACCUGGAACACCGGGAACGCCAGGCACACCUGGAACGCCAGGCACACCCGGAACACCGGGCACACCUGGAACGCCGGGAAUGCCGAGCACACCUGGAACACCGGGAACGCCAGGCACACCUGGAACGCCAGGCACACCCGGAACACCGGGCACACCUGGAACGCCGGGAAUGCCGAGCACACCUGGAACACCGGGAACGCCAGGCACACCUGGAACGCCAGGCACACCCGGAACACCGGGCACACCUGGAACGUCGGGAACGCCGAGCACACCUGGAACACCGGGAACGCCAGGCACACCCGGAACACCGGGCACACCUGGAACGCCGGGAACGCCAGGCACAUCCGGAACACCGGGCACACCUGGAACACCGGAAACGCCAGGCACACCCGGAACACCGGGCACAGCUGGAACGCCGGGAACGCCGAGCACACCUGGAACACCGGGAACGCCAGGCACACCUGGAACGCCAGGCACACCCGGAACACCGGGCACACCUGGAACGCCGGGAACGCCGAGCACACCCGGAACACCGGGAACGCCAGGCACACCUGGAACGCCAGGCACACCCGGAACACCGGGCACACCUGGAACGCCGGGAACGCCGAGCACACCUGGAACACCGGGAACGCCAGGCACACCCGGAACACCGGGCACACCUGGAACGCCGGGAACGCCGAGCACACCCGGAACACCGGGAACGCCAGGCACACCUGGAACGCCAGGCACACCCGGAACACCGGGCACACCUGGAACGCCGGGAACACCGGGCACACCCGGAACCCCAGGCACCUGUAACGAAGAGGGAUUUUUCGCAGACCCUAACGAUUGUCGUAAAUUCUAUCGCUGUGUUGCUGAUGGUGCAGGUUUCAUUAAAUAUCGAUUUGACUGCGGCGCUGGAACUGUAUGGGACCAAACUGCACAAAGUUGCAAUCAUUAUUCUGCAGUACCCACUUGUAAUCCCAGUACUGGAGGGUCAAAUUCUGUCGAUGGCCAGGAAGAUCAAAAUAAAUCAACCAGUAAACCCGGAACUACUACAACAAAUGUACCAACCAGCACUAGGAAAGAAGGCGGUACUACGAAGCUGCCCACGUCAAAUGUCAUGACAACAUCUUCUAACGAAAUAACUACGCAAAUUCCUGAAAAGCAGCCCCCCACAUCAACAUCUGAAACUGAUAGGAGCACCGUGGUAACAGAAUCAUCAUCUUCACCUGAGCCUGCUGAUCAAUUAACGACUAGGUCGACGACCCCGACUUCAGGGAACCAGGUAACAACAGUCUCACCCACAGAAACGUCUUCCCAACCAGAUGUCGGUUCGUCGAAAAUUCCCGAAACAUCGUCGACACCAUCCUCACCUCCACAAGUGGGAACAACCGAUUCACAGGAAGCAGUUACGAGCCCGCCUGAAAGUUCAACUCCGUCCACAAAAGCUACGAAUUCGCCAGGAACCGCUACUUCGAUGAAUCCGGAUGGCUCUGACAAGUCUGGAGAAUGCUCAGCAGAAGGAUUCUUUGGUCAUCCAACAGAUUGCCGUAAAUUCUAUCGUUGCGUAUCGACUGAUUCGGGGUACACGAAAUAUGACUUCGAAUGUGGUACCGGAACAGCUUGGGACGCGUCGGCUGAAACUUGCAAUCAUGUCGAGCAAGUAUCAUCAUGUAAUAGUCAAAGUAAUGGAACUGAUCAAAGCACAAAUUCCACGACGAGUACAACUCCAUCUAGUAGUACAGAUCCGUCUUCCACAACCACUGAAAAUACGAGUGUGGGAAAUCCGGAAGGAACUACCCAGCACUCCGGAGUAGACAGAACUGAUGAAGUUGGCCAAGUUAUUUCAAGUACCGAAGGUGGUCAGCAAAUGACUACCAAAGCACCUGAUCCGACCAACUCACCCGGUGAUUCUACCACCCAGAGUUCAUCAGUCCAGUCGACAACUAUCGAAACAACUGAAACUUUAUCCGAAUCAACUUCCACCGAAGCUUCAUCGGAAUCUUCUCCACAAUCCAGCUCCACUCAAACUUCGCCUGAAUCAAGUUCCACUGAAUCUUCCUCUGAAACAAAUUCAACCGUUGGCUCAACGGAAACAUCAGUUCCACCAUGCGCGACGGCUAAGCCAAACAUAACGGAAACUUGCGAGGAGGAAGGAUACUACCCACAUCCAACGGAGUGCGAUAAAUUUUAUCGAUGCGUCGAUAACGGGAAUGGUUUCAAUAUAUACAAUUUCGAUUGUGCGCCUGGAACUAUCUUUGAUCCAAGUGUCAGUGUUUGUAAUUAUCCUUCCGCUGUGUACCCGCCAAGAGACUGUUCAGGAAGCGUUCAAAGACCUGGUACGACCGCAGCUCCUGGUGAGACUGUAGCGUCGACUGAAAUGACAACGCGAGAUUCAGAGUCUACAACAUCAGCUGAAUCGACCUCCUCAAAUGGAUCGACGACACAAGAAUCUGAGUCAACUACAUCGGCCGAGUCGACAACUCAAGAACUGGAAUCUACGACGUCAGCUCAAUCGACGACAGAAGAAUCUGAGUCAACUACAUCGGCCGAGUCGACAACUCAAGAACUGGAAUCUACGACGUCAGCUCAAUCGACGACAGAAGAAUCUGAGUCAACUACAUUGGCCGAGUCGACAACUCAACAACUGGAAUCUACGACGUCAGCUCAAUCGACGACACAAGAAUCAGAGUCAACGACAUCACCUGAAUCGACUACACAAGAAUCAGAGUCAACGAUUUCAACGGAAUCGACGACACAACAAUCAACAUCUACGACGUUGGCCGAAUCAACAACUCCAGAACUGGAAUCUACCACGUCAGCCGAGUCAACAACGCAAGGAUCAGAGUCGACAACUUCAGCUGAAUUGACAACGCAAGAAUCAGAAUCGACCACAUCGACAGAGAAUCCUGUAUCCAGCACGACAAACGAAAGCACUACAACAACUUCAGGGGAAACAACCGAGGAAGGACAAACUACGACUGAUUCGACAACGGAAUCGUCCACCGUGAGCACUGAAUCUCCGAUAGAAUCAACGACAAGUCCAUCUAAGACAACGACGCAGUUUUCAACGGAAACAACAACAGCGGGAACGACGGACAGCACUUCCGAAGGAACAACUGAAACCACUACCGAAGCCCCGACACCAUCUGAACCCGGAACAACUCAAGCUACGUCAGAAUCAACUACGGAAAAAGCUGAGUCUACGACUGUCACUGAGUCCACUGGUUCCACAACGGAGUUGGAAUCGACAACAGAGAGCAUUGAGAGUACUACUGAAGGUUUGCAGACGACCACAGAGCAGUCGGAAAACACUACGGAAGAGCAGAAAACAACGGAAUCCACAGAACAGACGACCUCGGAAGCUCCGGAGUCUACAACAGACUCUCAAGGUACUACAACUGAUCCAUCAAGUCAGACAACCACACAAAAAUCCGAGGAAUCAACCACGGAUAUUGCUCUAACAACAACAGAAGUCGGGUCAACUGAAAAACCGCAAGUCACACCCUGCCCCCUUGCAAACUUGACCAACGAACAGAUAGCGUUGGUUUGUCCAACCGGGUUCCAUCGCCAUCCAAAGUACUGUAAUCUGUUUUACCAAUGCACAUCAGCAAGUAACAUGGAAAUCAAGGUUUUAAUUCUGAGUUGCCCCGAAGACACUGUUUACGACAGUCAGAAGAUCCAGUGCGUUCCUGAGGAGGAUUCGAGUGAACCAUGCUCUGGAUCAAAGGCCGAUGCCAGAUUCUACCGGAGAUUGAAGGACAACUCUAUGCCUCCCGUGAAAGUUCACAGUCAGAGCCUCUGUCCGAACGAAGGUCAUUAUCCAUAUCGCGAGGACUGUAGCAAUGCCUUCUACAAGUGCAAACGUGACAUAACGGGCUCGUUGCAGGGAUAUGUUUACAAAUGUCCACAAGACUUCGUUUAUUGGUCAGUUUCAAGAAGAUGCGAGAGAGCCAAUCGUCUGCCGAUGUGUUCGUCCGCGGAAUACAAGAAUAAGAAUUAUUCUUGGGAGAGUCGUUGGGGUGUGCCAGUAGAAGAUUCUAAUUUUUCCGCGAGAAUGCUCAAUUUUGAAAGCUAUUAAUUAUUGGAUAAGUUCCGUACAUAUGCGUUAGACUGUAGAUGAUAGAAUUACGACAUGGAUGUUGGAAAUCUUUUUAUUAGUUUAAUUUAUGUAUGGAUUUUCAGCAUCCAUUGUAGUUCAGGCAGCUGCCAUUUUUGAGUAACCAUUUAAUACUUACCUAAAUAGUUACCUUGAAACAGCAGCUUGUGCCUCGUUAUCACAUGAAUUCUAUUUCCAAUAAUUAAUGAUGAAUAGAGAGAAUCUCCGUACGAUUUUAACAAUCCUAGCGAUAAAAUCAUACGUGACAUUCAGGGACUUGGUUGUGGGAUAAGUGGUGAUAAUCACAUUUAAUAUCAAGUAUUUAGUGAUUGUUGAAAUAUGUAAUGCUAUCAUCUUUAUUUAUUUUACUAAAACGUAGCAUCUUGCCAAUCACGUGGCAGAACAGAAUAAAAUCAAAAGCUGGUGUCUUAUUGGAUAUUUCCACGACUGUAUAUGUACAAUAUUUAAUUUCUAUUCUUUUCUUUUAUUUAAUGUUAAUAUUAUUUCAUAUUAGUCACUUAAUUACAUCUAAACUAUCCUAUGAAUUAGGAGAUGAAUAAACUAUUUCGUAGCUGUACAAUCGUACAAAUGUGUCUACAGUACUCUACAGAAGUCUGAUUUUUGUGUUUAUAAUACCUGAUCUCUGCGCUAAUUGCUUUUUUUUUUUUUUGUCUGUGCUUGUUUUAUCAAUAUAAAAUAUAAUACAAAAUGAAAGAUUUAUUCCCUGGAAUAUCACAGCAAAUACCAUUACUUGUGAUUGCCCAGUGUUGUUACUUUAUAAAUUAUAUGAGCA